Messenger RNA from Tachysurus fulvidraco (yellow catfish), 5130 nucleotides. It is a transcript of the gene mctp2a, whose product is annotated as multiple C2 domains, transmembrane 2a. The record is from RefSeq and is a predicted model, not a curated record. Bases 310 to 2841 code for a protein of 843 amino acids. The transcript is spliced from 20 exons. Gene Ontology annotation, molecular function: calcium ion binding. NCBI's taxonomy places the organism in Eukaryota, Metazoa, Chordata, Actinopteri, Siluriformes, Bagridae. Gene Ontology annotation, cellular component: synaptic vesicle membrane. Gene Ontology annotation, biological process: regulation of neurotransmitter secretion.
ACUUCAUGUUGAAUGUCAGCUUAGUUCGAGUAACACUGUGGUUUAAAAAUAGCUGAUCAGACUGGAUUUAUAAGGAAACUACAGUGAAGGCGCUUAAAGCUGAAACUACAGUGAUGACAUUUUGGUCUCCUCCCAUUAACUGACACAACAAACCGGUCAAAUCAGACAGACAACUUCACAAGUUCUGCGUGUUAAACAGUUUGUCGGAUUAAUUCUUUACACAAGGAAACUCACGAGUCUAAAUUCACUAAAUUUUAACUACAGUACUUAUAGUCAUCAAAGAAAUAAGCAAAUUCAUCUCCAGUCAGAAUGGACCCCAAGAAGAAUAAUGUCUUUUCCAAACUGCGAGAUAAAACCAAGCCCCUGUUUAAUGUGAAGGUGGGGAAGAAAGCUAAGAAGACUCCCCUGAAAUACAGGAGGAGCAUUUCAGUACCAGACUUGCGUUGUGAUCAGUCCAUGCCAUCUCUUCUAGACUCAACUGUUCAGUCUUCAUUCCCAGACUCAUUUGUUGGACCAAUGCCUGUAUUGGUUCAUGAUGAAACAAAGUAUGAAACCUCUAGCCUAACUGAUAGUCUCACUGCCACAGACACAACAUUAUCUGCAAAGACCACUGACUCAUACGCUGUCCCAGAAUCCCCAUUUUCAAAAAAGGUUCUUGGGAUGUACAGUGCUUCAGUCACUCCUUUGGAUCAAAUUAUUACCCCAAAUACAGGCCGGAACCUGGACCCGUUUACUCCCCUGUACACACCACCAGCAAGCAUGUGUUCAGCAUCAGAGAGGCCAGCAUUUAUCAGUGUACCUGCUACAAAGGAUAAACCAGACAAACGGAUGGAGGAUCGGGAAAAAAACACCAUAUGGUACAUAGAGGACAGUGAGUCAGCUUGUAGCACACCAUCUGAAGACCGUUCCUACAUCUGGCCUGAGCAUGAGCUGACAGUGUUAGAGCCCUUUACACCAAGGUCCACAGAGAUGUUUAUCAUCGGAUCAGCUGAGGACAAGAACGAAAUUACCAACGAGACCAAUGACUAUGACACCAAUUUCGCAGGAAGAGAAAUUAAAAGCUCAGGAUUAAGCAGUGAAGCCCAGGUUACUCCAGCAGGUCAGAAACUUCAUUAUCUCCUCACCAUCAACUUGAAGGAGGGAAGAAACCUGGCCAUCAAAGACCGCUGUGGUACCAGUGACCCGUAUGUCAAAUUCCAAAUAAAUGGCAAGACAGUCUACAAAAGCAAAGUUGUAUACAAGAACCUUAAUCCUGCGUGGAACGAGUGUUUCUCCAUGUCUAUCAGGGACCUUGAACAGAAUGUCUAUGUUAAGGUGUACGACCGGGAUUUGAGAUCUCGGGACUUCAUGGGUUCAAGCACCAUCAGUCUCAGUAACUUGGAGUUGGACAAAACAUCUGAGAUGAUCUUGCGUUUGAAAGACCCUGGCAGUCUGGAAGAAGACAUGGGAGUAAUAAUCUUAGACGCCUGUGUGUCCAUCUGUGAGGGGCCCACCAAACGAAAUAAAUGGCCACUUAAGAGGAAAGGAAGCUUCAAUAAGGGUCAGCUUCGAGCGGCUGCCAUGCAGAAAAGCCAAGUGUGGAAUGGGGUAUACACUGUGGUGCUUGUGGAGGGGCAGGACAUGCCUGAAGGUGGCCAAGGGGAUGUCUUUGUCCGCUUCAAACUGGGGGAUCAGAGGUUCCGAAGUAAGAAUCUGUGCAUUAAAACCAAUCCACAGUGGAGGGAGAAGUUUGAAUUCAACCGUUUUGAGGAUGGACAACCAGAUGUGCUGCUGGUCGAGCUCUACUGCAAGAAGGGCAGAAAGUGUGAAGAAUGCUGGGGCGUGAUUGAACGUGAUCUCUCACAGCUGCCAGCCAAUACAACACAGACAUUCAAUAUGAUUACAGGCAAAGGUCGGCUGGUGUUUCUGGUCACACAGCACCCCUGUUCUGGAGUCUCUGUCUCUGAGAUGAGCUCCACAUCCUUAGAAAAUCCAAGCACCUAUGAAAGCACACUCAAGAAAUAUAGUCUGAAGAACACACUGGAUAAUUUACAGGAUGUUGGCUAUCUCCAGGUCAAGGUUUUACGGGCUACAGACCUUUCAUCUACAGAUCUGAAUGGUAAGAGUGACCCAUUUUGCGUGCUGGAACUUGGGAACAGCAAGCUGCAAACUCAAACCAUCUAUAAGACCCUCAAUCCAGAAUGGAGAACAGCAUUUACACUUCCAGUUAAGGAUAUCCACGAUGUCCUUAUGCUGACAGUUUUUAGUGAAGAUGGAGACAAAGCACCAGACUUUCUGGGGAAAAUUGCUAUUCCUUUGCUUACUGUUUCUAAUGGACAACAAGUAACCAGUCUUUUGAAAAAGUACAAUUUGGAAGACACUUCGAAAGGAAGCAUUACACUGGAGAUGAAAAUUUUCUAUAAUCCAGUCAGAGCUGCCAUCCGUACCUUCCACCCCAAAGAAACAAAACUUGACGAGGAUAAUCCAAAGUUCAAUAAGAAGCUGCUAGCACGCAACAUUUACCGCGUGAGGAGGAUCAGCAUGGCCAUUCUGUAUACGCUGCAGUACAUUAAGAGCUGCUUUCAGUGGGAGAGCACUCAGAGGAGCAUCAUUGCUUUCCUGAUCUUUGUAUUGACAGUGUGGCACUUUGAGCUGUUCAUGUUGCCUCUCUUCCUCCUGCUGCUCAUCGGCUGGAACUAUUUCCACAUCACGGCAGGCGUGGGCAGCCACAGUCAGGACCUGGAGAGCACUUCUGCUGCAGAGGAAGAAGAUGAAGAUGAAAAGAGGACUGAGUUUAAGGAAGAUGAUGUGUUAUUGCUUUCUGACUGUGGAAGUGUGAAGCUCCGAGCCUGUGAGCACUGACCCCGGCACUGUGUGGCUUCAGGCCCAGGAUUCAUAUCCAUAAAGUGCUAAAUAUAUUCAGUUGCAAUGACUGCAGGCAAGUUUCAUCUUCAGAGAGGAACCGCUCUGCUGAAAGCAGGUCUCUCUUCCAAAUACAGAGCUGAACAGCUAAUUCAAAGAUGAUGCGCAAUAUAUAUGUGUUCGUGCCCAGCAGCCAGGCAAUUGUGAUAAAUCUUGGACGGAGAAAAUAAUGUUAUUUGAACCCAAAGAAAUAGUGAUAUUAGAAUUGCAGGAGGUAUAUGAGUACUGAAUGUACAUUCAAUUUAUAUGUGUUUGCCAUGUUGACUUGAAAAUAACAUCAGCUUAUUUUAUUAUCCAGCAAUUUGUUUAAUUUGUUUCAUAUUUAGCAGUAAAGAAACGCUGACAGCUCAGAUCCUACUGCCAAUGAGCAGAGAUUGUUUUUAAUAUCAGAACUAAUGGAUUCAUUUCUCCUCAGACACUUACUGUUUCCAAGCACUUUCACAUUAUAUGAAAAUUAAAUGUGUCCUUUUAAUUUAGCCAAUUAAGCAAAAUAAUUGGUUUAUCAUAAACUUUUAUCAGUUUAAUGGACCUAAUUGGCUCAAAAGCUGUAACUUAAAAAUUCUAUAUAAUAUAGGCAGAUUAAAAAGCAGAGCAUUCCACCCUCUAUGAAAGCAUGGAAAUAAAUAAAUAAAUGAAUGAAUAAUAAGUAAAACGAAUAAAAGCUAGAAGGUUACAGCUACCACUUUUGAUGUCUUUUUUUUCCUGCACGGAAGACAGUAUGUAAACUUCAGUAAAAGAAAGCCUAAAGGAGUUUUAAAAAAAUUGGCCUUUGAACAAAAAUCUAUCCUGGGGUUAUGAGAGAUCAUGUACAAUCAUGUGUGAAGGCAAUAAGAUGUCCCUUUGGCCUUAGGUAACAGUCAUAUUUUGCAGAUCGACGCUGGUAUAAUCGCAUCAGCAAACGAGAGGAACAGAGAAAAUAAUUCCCUGAUUCUGUGUCCCAGAUAACUGGGAGGCAUUGUGGUCUGGUUGGGGAGGAUCACACAGAAAGAGAACUGACCGAAACCUGUAAUAUGCACACACAUACACACACAAAAUCCAACCCACCCCAUAGAAUUAACUGUAAUAUUUCUGCCCUUUCCACCCCUGUCAGUUUCCUCCAAUGUGUCACCUUCAUCAUGAAGCACAAGGACAUAAUGCUGAUAGUAGAUCCAUAUGGUAUACUCUCGGACACUCUGAGCCUCGCGGCUUCUGUUUUGUAAUUCCUUUUGUUCCCAUUUGUGUUACAUUUGUGAACCCCAAUCCACAUGCAUUUUAAUUAUCUGUACAUGGCUUAAGGCUUUGUGAAAUAAGCGAAUAAUGCUGAAAUUGUCCUUCACCGUUUCCUUUUCAAUUUUAAUUUGACUCAAAACCCUUGUGAAUUAUAUCUCCAGUAUUUAUAUCUAUUUCUUAAAUCAGCUCAAAUGGCACAGGUUUCUAAUCAGUAGAAUUGUCAAUAGAAUAUAUCACUGGGAAAAUGACUGUUGUUCUUGUGAAGUUUGGUUUUUCAAGGAGCUUAAAUCAAUACACAGAUUAAAACAUGUAAUCAUGAAGUGAGUAAUGUUAUCUGUUAACUGUUAUUUCCUUCGGAGUGUUUUGUAAGAUAAAUUGUAAGAACAAGAAGAGCCUAUUGAUGAGUUUAACAUGUUUCAAUCAUUCUGUGUUCUUUUAAACCCCAUUAGACCUAAACAUAUAACACACAGUCAGUGAGUUCUACAUUGGGAAGCCACAUAUGUAAAAGUCCACGUGGUUGUCAAAAGACAGAGAAUUUAAGAGAUUUAGUUCACUUUUGUCACAUUUCACUUCUGUAGGACAAAUACAUUUUCUUCAAAUAUACAAUUCAGUCUUGAUGUAAGCUUAAACAAAACAGAUUGGUCCCAAAGUGCAAGGGAGCAUAAAACAUGGCAUUUUGUCUGGGUUGCACCCUGGUUUCAGUAUGUUGUAGACAUAACGAGUGUUUGAAUGGCUAGUUUCCUCUGGUUUCCUGUGUCUAAGGGAAUUAAAAAUGACUGUAAGUCUUGUUUUUCUCUCCCAGGGGCUGAUAUAGACUCUCAUUGCACUGUCUGGGGAAAGAGACUGCUUUUUAAACACAAACACAGACACCACUCAUCCUCCCCUCAAUCACAUGCCUCGCCUACCCACAUCCCCCACUCUUUGACUCGCCACUCUCUCUAGAUGUCAUUAUUCCUGUCAUUAUUCUGUCCUUUUGAUGUAGGGCUUCUUGGCUCCCUUUAGCUUACAUUACUCCUGUUA